Molecule: messenger RNA, 4745 nt
Organism: Pelmatolapia mariae (spotted tilapia)
Lineage: Eukaryota; Metazoa; Chordata; Actinopteri; Cichliformes; Cichlidae
Product: protein-serine O-palmitoleoyltransferase porcupine-like
Exons: 15
Coding region: 163-1551 (462 amino acids)
Biological process (GO): Wnt protein secretion; lipid modification; protein palmitoylation
Cellular component (GO): endoplasmic reticulum; membrane
Molecular function (GO): Wnt-protein binding; palmitoleoyltransferase activity
Source: RefSeq, a predicted model, not a curated record
UGGUGCUGAUGCUGUGACAAUGGGAGUCAUCCAGAUAUGCAUCAUCUGGCCCGAGUGUGCCUGAAAGACAGCAGCAGGACGCAGGCUUGUUGUUAUUUUAAAGGGACGGAAAAGUAGCAGCAGAGACACGAGGAUCAUCCUGCUGCUCUGAGAGGUCUAGUGAUGGGAGUGUUCAGCCGACAGAAGUUUUUCCAAGAGCUCGCUCAUGGCUGCCUGCUGCCCACAGCUCAGCAGGGCCUGGAGCAGGUAUGGCAGCUGCUGGUUAUCUGCCUGCUAUGUCGACUUAUCUGGAUGUUCGGUCUCCCUUCUUUUGUGAAACACCUGGUCACAGUGGCAGGAGGUUUCUACACGCUCUACCUGUUCUUUGAGCUGCACAUGAUCUGGGUGGUCCUUCUCAGCCUUCUCUGCUACCUCUUCCUCUUCCUGUGUCGCCAUUCUACCAUCCGAGGCACCUUUCUCUCCAUCACUGUGCUCAUUUACCUGCUCCUGGGGGAGCUACAUAUGAUGGAUACCACUAACUGGCACAAGAUGAGAGGUUCUCAGAUGGUGGUUGCAAUGAAAGCCAUUUCUUUGGCCUUUGAUUUGGAUAGAGGUGUUGUGACCAGUGUGCCCUCACCCGUUGAGUUCAUGGGUUAUAUCUACUUUGUGGGCACAGUCAUCUUUGGUCCCUGGAUCAGCUUCAACAGCUACAAAGAAGCUUUAGAAGGCCGUAAGCUGAGCCUUUCGUGGCUUUUAAAAGUGUCUGUUAGCUGGGUGAAGAGCCAGGUCUGCCUUGUUAUUUCCAACUGUGUGGCACCCUACCUCUUCCCUUAUUUCAUACCUGUUUAUGGAGACAAGCUGCUACGAAGCAAAAAGAGGAGGAAGAUCAGGGGUACACCAGCUAAGUGGCUACUGGCGUAUGAGAACACACUGUCUUUCCACUUUAGCAAUUAUUUUGUUGGCUAUUUGAGUGAAACUACCACUACUCUGGCUGGGGCAGGCUUCACCGAGGAGAAAGAGAACCUCAAAUGGGAUAUGACCGUAUCCAAGCCGCUUAAUAUAGAGUUUCCUCGGUCAAUGGUGGAGGUGGUAACAUCAUGGAAUCUGCCCAUGUCUCGCUUUCUGCACACCUAUGUUUUUAAGAGUGCACUGAAAUUCGGGACAUUCUCUGCUAUAAUGGUGACAUAUACAGCCAGUGCCCUUUUGCAUGGUUUGAGUUUUCAUCUAGGUGCAGUCCUAAUGUCUUUGGGAUUCAUCACUUAUGUUGAGCACGUGUUGCGGAAGAGGCUUGCAGCUAUUUUUAAUGCCUGUAUACUGUCAAAGAAAUGCCUGCCAAACUGCACUCACCAGAACAAAAAGGGGUUAUGGGUGUAUAUGAUAAACAUAGCAUUCAGUGCUUUGGCAAUACUGCACUUGACAUACCUCGGCUCAGUGUUCAACUCCAGUGUGGACUUUAUGGAGGAGGAUGAGGACAAUAUCACCCAUCAUACCAUUCAGAAGUGGUCAGAGCUGAGCUGGACCAGCCACUGGGUCACAUUUGGAUGCUGGAUAUUAUACCGCCUUAUUCUCUAAUAAUAAGAAAUGAAGAAAGAGUGAAGGAAGUAAUAAUGAGAGAUGGAAAACUGGUUCUGCACUUCUGCACUGUGACUUUAUCCCGCAUCAGACCGAAGAGAACAGAAUCAUCCUGUAUACAACAACGAACCAACAUUCAGUGUUCAGGUUGCACCACAAGUUGGCUGGGUAAUCUAUUAUUCUAACCUGCUGGGGACUAGUUUUGAUAUCCAUGAAAUGAUAGCUCGCUCCUCAUUUCUUUUCUCUGCGUCGCUCCCUUUUUAUCUGAGCCGCAGUUAUCGAGCCCUCAUGUUGUGACAGCGGUUACCGAUGUCUCACUGUGAGUCACAAUCAAUACCUAUCAGCAUGGUGGAUAUUGGCUGCUCGUUUCUGUGGACACACGAUAAAGCCCAUUAUCUAGGUUUCAGCGUCGACUGCGGCAGAUGGUCUCAGUCCCUUCUAAUGUUAUAAAAUCAUACUUUUCAGUUUAAAGGGUAGGGGUGGCAGUCAUCAGUGUCUUCUUAUAGUGAACAAUAUCUACGAAAUGACCCAAAUCAAUAGUGCAAUUGUAGAUCUCUCAGUAUUUUACAGCUUCCUCCAACUUGUCUGUCCGUAGUACUCAGCCCUUUCUAAAAAAAAAAAAAUGCCCAAAUGAAUAUGAAACAGCUGGGACUGUAAGUUUCAGUGAAUGUUACUCAAAAAGAAAUGACGAGUAAAUUUGCGAAUAAGGUAUCUUUGCAGUCCACGCUGUCGGCAUUCCUCUGUCAAAGCUGGUGUUCGUCAACCAUCAUUAACAUUGAAGGCUCCACUCUGCACUGGUGCUAUGCAGAGCUUUGCAGGUGCACGCCUACUUGAUAUAGCUAUCUCCUGCCACUUGGGGGUAGUAUCAAGAACAACUGGAAAUGUGGGUUACUUUUUGUGUUUGCUUUGCUGUUGGUCCUUUGCCUUUAUCCACAGAGACUGUAUAUGAAAGACAGCCACCUCAGCAUCAUCUAUUGAUUUGUGAAGUCCCAUUUUAAGCCUCUAAUUUAGCUUAAUGGCUGAAACCAUCUUUUUGUUACUUUGUUUUUUACUCAGAGGGCACCGUAUUUUCCUGAGGAGGUGUAUUGCUACAUUGUGAGCUACUGCUAGCUUGGUUAGCAGUCUGCAUUCAUCAAAUGCAUUCAACAAAAAUGCUAGAAAAUACAACCAAUACUUCUAAUUAGUGCUAAGUGCUUUUAGAAUAAACGAAUACGGUUUCACUCACUAACACUGCAAAUCCUAAUUUAGACAAGUUAACUUAUACAGCUACCAUCCUAAUCAACUCCCACCAGCUAUAGAGGCCACAGCUGCUUAUUUGUUGGACAUUUUAAUAUUAAGCCAGUGGGGAUUGCUUCAUCAUGGCCAUUUGAAGUAUCUGGCACUUUUUCCUCUUUAUGUGAACGCUGCUGUGGUUGUUCCUCUUUUUGGUUCAACCAAUCAGCAUUGAGACUAUUCACUGGUAUAGGAGCAAUGCACCUCUGGCCUGUUGGAGGAGAGCAUGCAACCAUGUCUCCUUAGCACCUUCUUUUGGUUGCAUUUUCCUCAUUCUAUCCUCUGGGUAAACAUGUAGAGCUACACCAGCAGCGGACAAUAAAUCAGCUUUGACCCAACCACAUCAGACAUUUUUUAAUUGCCUCCUUUGAUUGGGGAAUUGCCGUUGGUCUUACGCAGAGACCUACUCUUGCCUAUUUUCAGUUUAUUGUAGUUAACAGCAGAGACAAAACUUUCCUAUAGGUUAGUUUGGCUGUUAGCUUUGGUCUUUUCAUGGAAUUACUAUAAGAAACAAACUGAAAAUGACUAGUCUCAUUCUUUAAUAGAGCUUGUCUCUUGAGCAUGUGUAAGACAAUGAGGAAUUAAUUUUGAAUGAAAAGAGCACAGAUUAUGGUUAUGAGGCAGCAAUUUUAUUGUCAACAGUAAUGAUUUCCCUUUUAGUGAAUUUUAGAUAAAGACAAAUAUUCAGUAAGUCCAUGAAUUAAAGUUUGUGGUGGAGUUUCCUAAUGGUGUUUGUAUUUAGCUUUGUGUUAAUUUGUUAAUUUCAUUUGAACUGAAUUAUUUCCUCUUGCUUAGAGUAGGUUGUAUUAGUAUUUUUAAAACUCUGUUAUUCCUCAGUGCUGAAAAAAACAAAGGUUUAGAAUCAGGGUAAUUUAAAAUGUGAUUACACGAUAUUAAAUAUUCAAUCUUAACUACAGAUUUUUAAUACACGGCUGCUUUUAAUGACACAUUUAUGUAAUUAAUGAUGAUCUGAUAAAAUAAGACAAGUGUCCAGUCUGUCUUUCCUUAAUCUAGACUGUCAAAGGAAUUGCUUUUUGCCUAGUAUGUUGUGUUAGAUUAGAGCCUGAAUGUUCGUCUCUGCCCAAGAACAAGUGCUCAGUCUCUGCAGACCUAACAUCACUCAGCAUUUUAAAACCUGUUCUGAUAUUUACUUUAGGUCAGUGUUUUUUCCCUGUAAAUGUGAAGGCACUGGUACACCUGUGAUAUUUUUAUAAAAUUUGUAAUGAAACCUGGAAUGUUGUCUUUGUUUGAUUCAAUGUCAACAUUUCAGAGAUUUUUUUUCUUUUUAAAAAACAAAUGCCAGAAAAACAUGGACUGCUGUAAUAAAUAACUGUUUAUUUUAGUGAUUUACAAAAAUAAUGUAUCAACUGUUACAAAGUCAAUCAUGGCAUUAGGGUGAGUUGAGAAGGACUGCAUGAUUUUUUUGAUUUUAUUUUUUGCUUUAAGCAAAGAUCUGGUCAAACCUGGAGUCUAUUUCUGAGCAUCCAAUAAGCUAAAGAGGACAAUGUCAGGAAGGUGACAGAAAAAGGUUGAACGACAGAUGGUGAUGGAUGGAGAUCAGGUUAUUUUUUUUUUUUUUUGCCACUGCCAGGGGUGAGCAUAUGCUGUAUUGCCAGGCCACACAACAGCACAGUCUGCAGGCUCUGGGGAAAAGAGCAAAAUGGAGGGGAGGGAUGGGGAGGUGCGCUCAGCCCUGUCUGCCCCGAGGACCCCCAUGUUUACGACGGCAGGACCCAAGCAGUGUCUCCAAAGCCAUCUUCACAAAUGCCUGGAAGUUACUGCUUCUCUCCCUUCGGCUGUCCUGCGAGGGGAUAAAACACAGACAGAUACCUUCACUGGGGACACAGUACUUCAUUUCAUCCCUGUGUGCCACAUGUAGGGGAUUUCAUGUACUGCUCCAAACUGUCAAAAUCAAGUCUGCA